Anarrhichthys ocellatus (wolf-eel) is the source of this 1300-nucleotide messenger RNA. RefSeq names its product NEDD8 ultimate buster 1-like. Bases 92 to 643 code for a protein of 183 amino acids. The record is from RefSeq and is a predicted model, not a curated record. Gene Ontology annotation, biological process: regulation of ubiquitin-dependent protein catabolic process. The transcript is spliced from 4 exons. NCBI's taxonomy places the organism in Eukaryota, Metazoa, Chordata, Actinopteri, Perciformes, Anarhichadidae.
GUGUGUGUGUGUGUGUGUGUGUGUGUGUGUGUGUGUGUGUGUGUGUGUAGACCAGUGUCUGGACCAGCAGGGCGUAAAGAACCAUAGUAAGAUGAUGGUGCUGAAGGUCAGUGACGCCGAGUGGAAACUCCAGCUGAGUGAGGAAGAGGAGAAGAAGAAGAACCAGAAGGAGAGUCUGCAGAGGACCCAGAAGGGGUUCCAGAUCCUGUCAGAGAGAGGUGCUAUAUAUACACAUACAGACGGCAGUGAAGACUCCUCCCCUUUCCUGGAGAUCGCUGACCAGAGAGGAAACCCUCUGAAGAUCCCCCCCCAGGAGAAGAAGGCUCUGAUCCUGGCGAUGGGUUUCCAUGAGAAGGGUCGUUCUCUGAUGAAGAAGAAGCAGUUUGACAACGCUCUGUGUCACCUGCUGCAGGCCGACCAGCAGUUCAGUCGGUGUGGUUCUGCUCUGCUGGCAUCGGUGGAUAACUUCGCCGUCCUGCAGCUGGAUGUGGUCUGGUGCUACAGAGCUCUGGAGGCUCUGUCCUGUCUGGACGAUGGACGCAGUCGACUGCAGAUAGCUGAGGACUGUUUCCUACGCUGCUACGGAGAGAGGCAGCAGAGGCUGCUCAUGAUCAAGGUCAGAGUCAUAGAGACCUUCACUUAGGUCACACUUAUAACAAUAGAAACAUUCACUUAGGUCACACUUAUAACAAUAGAGACAUUAACUUAGGUCACAUUUAAAACAACAGAGAUCUUCACUUAGGUCACAUUUAAAACAAURGAGACUUUCACUUAGGUCACACUUAUAACAAUAGAGACAUUCACUUAGGUCACACUUAAAACAACAGAGAUAUUCACUUAGGUCACAUUUAUAACAAUAGAGACAUUCACUUAGGUCACACUUAUAACAAUAGAGACAUUCACUUAGGUCACACUUAUAACAACAGAGAUAUUCACUUAGGUCACAUUUAUAACAAUAGAGACCUCCACUUAGGUCACAUUUAUAACAAUAGAGACCUCCACUUAGGUCACAUUUAAAACAACAGAGAUAUUCAUUUAGGUCACAUUUAAAACAAUAGAGACUUUCACUUAGGUCACAUUUAAAACAAUAGAGACUUUCAUUUAGGUCACAUUUAAAACAAUAGAGACUUUCACUUAGGUCACAUUUAUAACAAUAGAGACCUUCACUUAGGUCACAUUUAUAACAGACACAUUCACUUAGGUCACAUUGAAAACUAACCUCUCAGACAGAGUUUGUUGUUGUUCUUAUUGUGUGUGUGUGUGUGUGUGUGUGUGUGUGUGUGUGUGUGUGUGUGUGUGU